AUGGCCAAGCUGAUGAAGAGCCUGCUCUCGGUAGUUUCCCUGUCGUUUGUGGUGCUGACCUUUGCGUCGGCCCGCUCGCAGCGUAUACGUUACUACCUGAAUGCUACGCUGUACAUUCUUUCGCUCGGCGUCUGCAGCACGCUCGGCGUGUUUUACGCGGUGAUCCUCGGCCUGACCGGCAACCGCUACAACACGAACCUGUGGGUGGCCCGCUCCUUUGCGCGCAUUGCCGGCACGCUCAUCGGCUACAACGUCAAGAUCGAGGGUGCCGAGCACCUGAAGCAGCGCCCGGCGAUCAUUGUCGGCAACCACCAGAGUUUCCUCGAUAUCCUCUAUCUCGGCGCAAUGAUGCCGGCCCACUCGGUCAUUAUGGCGAAGAAGGAGCUGCGCAUGGCGCCGCUUCUCGGCCAGUUCAUGUGGCUCGGUGGUGCAGUGUUCAUCGACCGCAAGAGCCGCAGCAGCGCCAUCAAGACCAUGCGCCAGGCGGGUGAUCGCAUGCGCCGCGACAAGCUCACGCUCUUUGCGUUCCCGGAGGGCACGCGCUCGCACUCGGCCCUGCCCGAACUGCUGCCGUUCAAGAAGGGCGUCUUCCACCUCGCGCUGCAGAACAACCUGCCGAUCAUCCCGGUGGUCUGUGAGAACUACCACCGCCUGUACGACAGCAAGACCCGCUUCGAGGGCGGCGACCUGCACCUCGCGGUCCUUCCCCCGAUCAGCACCGAGGGCAUGACCGAGACUGACACGGACAAGCUCAUCGCCCUUGUCCACGACGCGAUGCUCCGCCGCUUGCUCCAGUUUGAUGUACAGAGCGACGCGCAGGACGUGCAGAGCACGCUGCACCCCGCCAAGCAGCCGCGCACGCAGGUGCGUGGCCUCGCCGGCCUCGCCGCGCGCAUCAUCGGCGACGGCAGCAAGCAGCAGCACGACCGCACCGUGCGCCGCGUCCAGCAGGAGGCCGAGGCACUGCGCCCGGAUCACGCGGGCGCGUCCAACCCCAGCGAUUACGGGCUGGUCUCGGCCUCGGAGCGUAACGCGGGACUCUAUGCGCCGCUCCCGGACCAGGGAAAGGGGCCGAUGUUCAAGUGCCUCGGCACGGACCAAAUCAUCCCUUAUAAACAGAUCAACGACGACUACUGCGACUGCGCGGACGGCUCGGAUGAGCCGGGUACGUCGGCAUGCGACAACGGCCGCUUCUACUGUGAGAACAAGGGGCACAUCCCGGCGUACAUCCGCAGCUCGCAGGUGAACGACGCCGUGUGCGAUGAGGCGUGCUGCGACGGCUCGGACGAGACCGAUGGCAAGGUUCACUGCCCGAACGUCUGCGCGGAGGUGAACAAGGCUUACCGCAAGGAGCGCGCGAAGCAGGCCAAGGUCUACGCCGCCGGCGCCAAGAUCCGCGACCAGUACGUCCAGACCGCCCGCAACGACCGCGAGUUUCACGAGACGGCGCUCGCGCGCCUCCGCGCCGAGCUCCCGGGUGCAGAGGAGACCGAGGCGCAGCUCAAGCGCGCGCUCGAGGCGGCCGAGAACGUCGGCAACUGGUUCGAGCAGCAAAAGCGCCAGAGCGCGCUCUUUGCGCAGCUCGAGCUGCGCCAGUCGACGCUGCGCUCGCAACGCGACGCACUCGGCUCGCUCGUGGGCGAGCUGCGUGCAGUAGGCAACAUGCUUGAGCGCCUCAGUCCCGAGUCGUCCAAGGAGGACCUGGAGAGCGUCGCGGAAUCCUUCCGCAUCUGGCGGGGCCAGGUCUUUGACGGCGACGACGAGCGCGACGCGACGCUGGAAGAGAAGCUCGCUGCGCUCACGAAUGUGGGCGAGCUCAGCGACGAGGACCUCGAGACAUUGAUCAACGAAGACCCCCUCCUCCUCCUCGAUGGCGCGCCCGACUUUAGCCAGGGCGCUCCGCAGCGGGGCGUCGCGUGGCUCGUCGACACGCUCAUCCGCCUCGACGUGAUCUCGCCGCAGCAGCGCGAGAAUGCCGGCCGGCCAUACCAGCACGCCAAGGGCCUGGCGGCUGCGCGCGAGGCACACGAAAAGGGUGCCGAAGCGCUGAACAAGAUCAAGAACGACAUCCGCUACCACGAACAGCGCAUGCGUGAGCGCGCCAACAAGAUCGGCCGCGACGGCGAGUUCCAGGAGAUCGACGGAACGUGCCUCAAAAAGGACAUGGGCGAGUACACCUACGAGUUCUGCUUUGGUGGCACCACCAAGCAGAUUUCGAACAACGACGGCUACACCUUCAGUCUGGGCCGCUUUGAGAAGUUCGACGUGAACGGCCAGUUCAGCACCGACGACCCCCGCCACUAUCUCACGAUGCUCUACGCGCACGGCCAGACCUGCUGGAACGGGCCGCCGCGCAGCACGCACGUCAAGCUGGAGUGCAGCGACACCAACGAGCUUCUGCACGUCUUUGAGGCGGAAAAGUGCACCUACUCGAUGCGCGUCGCGACGCCCGCCGUGUGCUUCCCGAAGGAGGCUGUGCCCGAGGUCAAGGUGGAACACACCGAACUGUAA
This is a messenger RNA of Malassezia japonica, 2511 nucleotides long. RefSeq lists its product as uncharacterized. The coding region runs from base 1 to 2511 and encodes 836 amino acids. Gene Ontology annotation, molecular function: protein binding; 1-acylglycerol-3-phosphate O-acyltransferase activity. The record is from RefSeq and is a predicted model, not a curated record. Gene Ontology annotation, biological process: phospholipid biosynthetic process; N-glycan processing. NCBI's taxonomy places the organism in Eukaryota, Fungi, Basidiomycota, Malasseziomycetes, Malasseziales, Malasseziaceae. The transcript has 4 exons. Gene Ontology annotation, cellular component: glucosidase II complex; membrane.